Vitis riparia (riverbank grape) is the source of this 1488-nucleotide messenger RNA. Its product is annotated as 2-alkenal reductase (NADP(+)-dependent)-like. Gene Ontology annotation, molecular function: 2-alkenal reductase [NAD(P)H] activity. The transcript has 6 exons. The record is from RefSeq and is a predicted model, not a curated record. Bases 276 to 1361 code for a protein of 361 amino acids. Lineage: Eukaryota; Viridiplantae; Streptophyta; Magnoliopsida; Vitales; Vitaceae.
ACUGCCUAAUCCCUCCCACACGGGCCACACGGACCAGCCACUCUCCCAUAAGGCGCGUGAGAAAGAGGGUUUUGGUUUCUGUAGCUCUCUUCCAUUUUAAUCAUUUUCUGCCGGCACCCAACAACAUCCUGACCCACUACGUAGCGCGCGCCAUACCGUUCAAACCUCAUUUCUUCAUCGGUGGAUUUCCAGUAUCACACCCGAGUUCCUUUUCUGCAGGUGUUUCCGACCAUCCACCGGGUUACAAACAGUAGUUUCAUCCCAGAAAGUGGGAGAUGACUGGCCUCGAAGGUGUCGGCGGUUGUGGUGGUGAGAACUCGACCGUGGUGGAGUCACGGGAAUGGGUAAUGUCAGCCUACGCCGCCGAAGGAGUGCCGACGUCCGAUCACCUCAAACUCCGCACCACAAAACUAUCGCUCGACGCCGACUCUAUCCCCGACGGUCACGUGGCCGUCGAACUCCUUUGGAUUUCCGUCGACCCGUAUCUCCGAACAAGAAUGACCGGUCACGACGACGGGCUCUACUUUUCCCAAUUUGCCCUUAACGAGGUGAUAACGGCAUUUGGAGUCGGGAGGGUAAUUCUGUCAAAAAAUGGUAAAUUUUCCACGGGUGAUAUCGUGGUGAACCCUUUCUUCCCAUUCGCGGAGUACUGCAUCGCACCGCCUACCUUUCUGCGAGUGAUUGAUCCAACGGCCGGGAUUGAACUUCCGGCUUAUCUCAGCUCUCUUGGGGUUCCUGGGUUUGCAGCAUGGGUGGGAAUUGAGGUGCUUGGGAACCCUAAGCCGGGAUCCAACGUAUUCAUCUCGGCGGCCGCCGGUGGCGUCGGAAUAUUCGCCGGGCAGUUGGCUAAACUCAAAGGCUGUAGAGUCGUGGGCAGUACCGGGACCGAUGAAAAGGUGAAACUAUUGAAAGAGGAGUUUGGAUAUGAUGAGGCAUUCAACUACAACAAAGAAACAGAUUUUGAUGCUGCUUUAAGCAAGUAUUUCCCUAAUGGUAUCGAUCUGUACCUUGAUAAUGUUGGUGGUAAGAUGCUUGAGGCAGUCCUCAACCAUGUGAAUCUCCAUGCCCGGAUACCAAUCUGUGGAAUGAUAUCUCAAUAUAAUCAGAUUUGGACAGAAAGAGAAGGGGUCAGGAAUCUACUGAAUAUGGUGGGAAAGGAAGUGAGAAUGGAAGGGUAUUUGGUGGGUUCAUAUCUGGAUCGGUUUGACGAUUUUACAAAGGAGAUGGAGACCUACACAAAAGAAGGGAAACUAAGAUCCAAACACAAAAUCUACUGUGGGAUGGAGAGCUUCAUUGAGAGCUUGGGAUCAAUGUUCACUAGCUCUAACAUUGGAAAAGUAGUCAUUCAAGUUAAGCCAUGAUUUUAUCCUUACCGACACUAUGUUCUUUCCGUGUUUGCAUUGAAUCUAUAUCUGGAUUUCCAAGCCUUGUUGGUUCAUAUGAAAUGAUAAUGAAUGUUAUUAUUUGAAUAUUCCAGCCUUUUAUUUA